CUGGUGACAGCGACUGCAAGCUUAUUCACCGAUUGUUUACCGCAACGCGAUGACCGUCACUUGUUUCCCGUUGGUAAAGGCUCUACUCGGCCCUUGUGGAUUGAGAGGUCGGCAAUUUUUACAGAUAACGGACCACGCGACAGGUACAGCCCACGCGAGAGAGAAUAUCCUCAAGCAUGACGUUGCGGAUAUCUCCUAGUGGUUCAAGCCGACGCCAGGCCGUCCUUGCCCAUCCGGUAGCGAUGCGUGGGUCUCAUCAGGCCUUGCGCAACUACUCUGCUCGUGUUGGGUUUGGCAAACAACUUAGUCUGCUCCAGAGCAUGAUGCGGUUCCGGCAUACCCCUCCUCAAUCUCCGGGGAUUGUUGGGACCUGUCUCUGCAUUGCCUUCGAAUAGCGUCCCAUGUUCCUGGUUGAACCAUGGCGCAAUACGGAUUACCACGAUUGUCCAUGUCCAUGUCAA
This is a messenger RNA of Coniophora puteana RWD-64-598 SS2, 461 nucleotides long. RefSeq lists its product as uncharacterized. The coding region runs from base 177 to 395 and encodes 72 amino acids. The transcript is spliced from 3 exons. The record is from RefSeq and is a predicted model, not a curated record. Lineage: Eukaryota; Fungi; Basidiomycota; Agaricomycetes; Boletales; Coniophoraceae.